Molecule: messenger RNA, 3335 nt
Organism: Microcebus murinus (gray mouse lemur)
Lineage: Eukaryota; Metazoa; Chordata; Mammalia; Primates; Cheirogaleidae
Source: RefSeq, a predicted model, not a curated record
UCACCAUCACCAUCAUCAUCACCACCACCACUGUCAUCAUCAUCAUCACCCUUGUCAUCAUCAUCAUCGUCACGAUUGUCGCUGCCAUCCUCGGCCAAGUGUUAAGCGAUGACGCUCACUGGCAGGGAUUGUGAUGUAGUCUUGCCUGCUGAAGCAAGCCAGGUAAGCCCUUCUGACACCUGCACUGGCACCCUGGGCCCUCCAGGCCCUCCAGGCCCUGGCGACUGCCCCUUCACAAGAGCCCUCUGAGCUCACCCACUGGGGAGGCAACCUUGGAGCCUCAGAGCCCCCGACUGUGUCCUGGGCUGAUGCCCCAAUUGCAGGGCCCUCUCACCGUCAGUGGGAUUGGCAAAUUCCUUGGGCACGGCUGCCCCAUCGUCCAGUUCAACGGCCUCUAGGCCCGUGCGGACGCCUUCAAUCUGGACCUCAUGCUCUCCUGAAGCCGUGUCGUCCUCUGAUCUUGCACUCUCGCCUGUGCGACGGAAUUUCACCACCCUAGAGACAGAGCAAAUCUGGUCAAGAUGGGUGGAACUUCCCCUCCAUGGCCUUGCCGCACAUCUCUAGCACCUAAGACAGAUAUAAAGUCAUGAAGAACUGGGGAGUUCUAGGUGGAAUUGCCGCUGCUCUUGCAGCAGGAAUAUAUGUUAUUUGGGGUCCCAUUACAGAAAGAAAGAAGCGUAGAAAAGGGCUUGUGCCUGGCCUCGUCAAUUUAGGAAACACCUGCUUCAUGAACUCCCUGCUUCAAGGCUUGUCUGCCUGCCCUGCUUUCAUCAAGUGGCUGGAAGAUUUUACCACCCAGUACACCAAGGAUCAGAAGGAGCCCCCUCCUCAGCAGUAUUUGUCCUUGACACUGCUGCACCUCCUGAAAGCUUUGUCCUGUCAAGAAGUUACUGAUGAUGAGGUCUUGGAUGCAAGCUGCUUGCUGGACGUCUUACGAAUGUACAGGUGGCAGAUCUCUUCGUUUGAAGAACAGGACGCUCACGAAUUAUUCCAUGUCAUUACCUCGUCACUGGAAGAUGAGCGAGACCGCCAGCCACGGGUCACACAUUUGUUUGAUGUGCAUUCCCUGGAGCAGCAGUCAGAAAUAACUCCCAAACAAAUAACCUGCCGCACAAGAGGUAGGUCACCUCACCCCACGUCCAACCACUGGAAGUCUCAACACCCUUUUCAUGGAAGACUCACUAGUAACAUGGUCUGCAAACACUGUGAACACCAGAGUCCUGUUCGAUUUGAUACUUUUGAUAGCCUUUCACUAAGUAUUCCAGCUGCCACAUGGGGUCACCCACUGACCCUGGACCACUGCCUUCACCACUUCAUCUCAUCAGAAUCAGUGCGGGAUGUCGUAUGUGACAACUGUACAAAGAUUGAAGCAAAGGGAACCUUGAGCGGGGAGAAGGUGGAACACCAGAGGACCACUUUUGUUAAACAGUUAAAACUAGGGAAGCUCCCUCAGUGUCUCUGCAUCCACCUGCAGCGGCUGAGCUGGUCCAGCCACGGCACGCCCCUGAAACGGCACGAGCACGUGCAGUUCAAUGAAUUCCUGAUGAUGGACAUCUACAAGUACCACCUCCUAGGACACAAACCCAGUCAGCACAACCCUAAACUGCACGAGAACCCAGGGCCCGCGUUGGAACUGCAGGAUGGGCCAGCAGCCCCCAAACCAGUUCUGAAUCAGCCAGGGGCCCCCAAAACACAAAUUUUUAUGAAUGGCGCCUGCUCCCCGUCAUUACUGCCAUCCCUGCCAGCUCCAGUGCCGUUCCCACUCCCAGUCGUUCCUGACUACAGCUCAUCCACAUACCUCUUCCGGCUGAUGGCAGUUGUCGUCCACCACGGAGACAUGCACUCUGGACACUUUGUCACUUACCGACGGUCCCCGCCUUCAGCCAAGAACCCCCUCUCAGCCAGCAACCAGUGGCUGUGGGUCUCCGAUGACGCCGUCCGCAAGGCCAGCCUGCAGGAGGUCCUGUCCUCCAGCGCGUACCUGCUGUUCUACGAGCGCGUCCUCCCCAGGGUGCAGCGCCAGAGUCAGGAGUACAAGUCUGAAGAAUGACUGUGCCUCAGCCCCGAAGCUAGAGCUGACGGCACUGUCACAACUGCCCAGGACAAAAGCAGAACUGUGCUGUGUGCUCGCAGGCAGCCCCAGUAGAGCCCUUCAGCUUUCCAGUGUGUUCUAAGAGCAGGCUCCACCCGGGAGCCGGUGGCCCCAACUUGUACCAAAUCAGGCUCCCCGAACAGCUCCGCUGGCGUGCGCUGGGAGGAGCGUCGUGGUGGGAAAGCAUUCAUUAUGUCUAGAGCGUUUUUUUAUUCAUCUGAUGCAGGUAAUUACAAGAAAGCAGAUUCCGGAAGCCACCUUUUCCACAUUGUGAUAUGUCAGGUGUUCUCAGAGGGGAGUUACCUUUGUCUAAUUCUCUGAUGUCUCAGCAUAGAUCUUUUAUUUUUAAUAAGCAGGCCCAUAAAAACUGUCGAAAAGAAUUAGUGAAACUAUUAAAGGCAACAAUUUAGAAGGAAAAAGUGCCUUUCAUUUUUGAUUGCUUUGGUAGCACAUGCACUCUGAAAUGGUCCUUCCAAGUUACUCAAAGGGUAGCAAAGGGACAGUUAAAAGAUGCCUAAAGAACACCUCUUUUCCCUUUUUUGUAUGCCUUUUCUAAUCUUUGGAUUCUUAAUAUGUCAUAAAGGCUCAUCUGCCAAAUCUUUCCCCUGGGGGAAUUCUUUCACUACUUUUUGUCAGUUGUAAGUAAAUGCUUACUUGUUGCUAUUAUCUUUUGUAUACUGGGCUAAAAGAUGUAAUGAUAGAAUAUUAUAAAACUAUGUGAAUAGCCAGAAUUGAGCAGUAUCCAUGCAACACCUGAUUCCUCCGCUCUGUAGAAAACUAUUAUACAAGGAUCCACAGUGGACGGUUGUCAUCUAUUUAUCGCCUGUGCAGAGCUCUUAAACUUUAUGAGUAGGAGCUUUGGGCUCUGUAAAAAAUCCCUGCCUUGAGUUGCAAGCUGGUUUAGGAAGGAAGGGCACUGACAUCUUCUAGACCUCAGUUUCCUCAUUUGUAAAGGGAAAGGUUAGACUCGAUGACCUCCAAAAUCCAGUGCUUUCCACAGAAAGCAAGCCGCUUCUGACUUUAAAACUCAUAGCUACAGCUGACAUCUAGUACUGUCAUUGUGUUACAGGUCCAUAUUCUAAAUCUGUUCAUCAUCCCCAGUAGCCUAAUAGAGAGUAUGCUGAGCGUUUUCUUCCCUCGUGGAUGUAACCCAGGGCCCAAGGAAUUCUGAUGACUUAGUAGUUACUUAUGUUUUAGCUAGACUUUUAAUUCUACAAAAAAAAAAAAGGAUACCAAAUUCAAA